GAGAUCGGACGGCAUGGGCUGGAGCCUGGCGGCCUGGCGGCGGUGUCUGCGGCGUCACUUUAACGUUGCUUUGCUUUUGCGUUAGGUUAGGGCUGGCAGCGGGUCUGCUGUCGUUCCCAGCCUGUACCCAGCACCCAGCACCAGCCAUCACCUUCAAAUACAGAGCCCGCCCCCGGCUUUUCUCGAAGGACCUUUUUUGAGUAGGUUUCUUGCAUCUUGCAUCCUCUCACACACUCGCUCAACAACAUCUCUUUAUCUAUAUAUCGACUUAUUUAAUAUAUAAUUCCUCCCCUCGCCCAUUAUGCGUUCCGGUCUUCUUUUGCUGGUCGCCUCGGCGGCCUCCGUCGUCACGGGCUCGGUUCUCCAAAACAGAGAUGCCCCUGCCCUACCAGCUUCCGCGUUCCCUGCGCCGAAGAUGCUGUCUUUUGAAGAUGCCAAGGCAGGAAAGGAUUUGGAGGGCAAGAACCUGAACGUCACCCGUGUGUCGAUGGCCGAUUUGCUUUCCCAAGGAGCAGCAAUUCCACAAAGUGCUUCAGCAGCAUCGUGUAGCGCUUCCCCAGGCAUGAGAUUCGAAUGGCGCCAAUACUCCCAAUCAGAUCGUCUUGCUCUGGUCCAAUCUAUCAGAUGUCUGAUGAACAAGCCCCCGUCUGGGAACUUCCCCCCAGCUGCCAACAGAUACGAGGAUUUCGUCCGCCUGCAUCAGAUGUGGACCCCUAAUAUCCACGGCAACGCCAAGUUCCUCAUCUGGCACAGAUACUUUGUGUGGACAUUCGAGCAAGUGUUGCGCGCAGAGUGCGGCUUCAACCGCGCAUUCCCAUGGUGGGACGAGUCAAAGGAUGCUGGAAACUUCGCCAAGCUCGACAUGUUCUCGCAGCCAUACUUCGGGAACCUGCUACCGGCGCAGAGCAACGGUCAGGGAUGGUGUAUCAACAGCGGUGCCUUUGGAGGAAUCACCCUGCACAUUGGCCCGGGAACCAGCAACCAGAACCACUGCAUGACGCGUGCUGUCAACGAGCAGUUGACGUCGCAGUGCAACCAAGGCUACGUUGACUUGUGCAAGUCGCGUGGCACUUUCGCCGAGAUGGCAAGUUGUCUCGAGGGAGGACCUCACGCUUACGGCCACAAUGGUAUUGGAGGAGUUAUGUCUGAUGUUUAUGCCAGUGUCAGCGAUCCUACAUUCUUUAUGCAUCACCUGUUCAUCGACCACAGCUACCGCGUCUGGCAAGCCGCCGACCCCGCUCGUUACCAGACCCUCAACGGCAACGACGCACAAGGAAAGCCCCUCACAUUGGACACCGUGGUGUCGGUGGGCGGCAUCCGUCCCGAUGUCAGGGUCCGGGAUAUCAUCAACACGCUAGGAGGAACUGUCAUCGCUGGUGUUCCCUUCUGCUACAAGUACAACUACUAGGCGGUCUUUAUCACCUAGGGUGGGAGUUGUACAUUUUCAGUAGUUGAUAGAAGGAGGAACUUUGUUAUUUAGCGGUCGGAUACUUAUUAAUACCAAACAAACUAUUUCCACCGCAGUUCUAAUUCUUGAAUUAUGCUUGCCAUGUUUGAGCAUCAUACUAUACUUUCUCCCACUGCAUGAAGCUUAUCCAUUCUAUCACGCCCAGUUCAUGUUUGGGUAAUCCACGUUUGUUCAAUCUGUCCAUGUGACAAACACAGCCUCAUCCAUCAAUUCAUUAAUCAGCCCUUCAGCUCUCCCUCAACUCCUUCGCCACACAACUUGACGCCACCAGUUCAUCGAAUUCCCAACGCGAAACAGAUACCCAUGAACCCCAAUACCGCGUCAUGGCCUGAUCUUAACCUCCCAUCGAGUUUCAAACCAAUCAAUAAAAAUAAAUCCCAAUCAUCCCAUUUUUUUCCCCCCGGCAAAUAAACACCCCUGCCCUGCCUCGCACUGUACUACUACUGUUUCAGAAAUCCUAACCCAACGCAGCGCAACCCCAACCCACCCCGAAGUAUCCGUUCGCUGCAGAUUGCCUGCCUGCCCUGCCUGCUUUUCGGUACCGAGAAACCGAAUCCAUCCAUCAUCUGGAAAUCGAACAACCAAGCAUGCACGACAAAGAACAAAAAGCGGAUUCUCACAAUAUCGAAUUCCUUCUUCGUAUAUAUAGACAACAAGUAAGUAAGAUUCCACACGAUACGAGCGAUGAAGAAAGACAGGAGGAAGAGUCCGAGCAAGAGCAAGGAGGGUUCUGAAUCAAUUCCGUGUACUGUAUAUUGC
Molecule: messenger RNA, 2227 nt
Organism: Cadophora gregata
Lineage: Eukaryota; Fungi; Ascomycota; Leotiomycetes; Helotiales; Ploettnerulaceae
Exons: 2
Coding region: 302-1408 (368 amino acids)
Molecular function (GO): oxidoreductase activity
Source: RefSeq, a predicted model, not a curated record